CUACAGAGACGCUUUAAUAACAAAAACACUGCACCAGGAAUAUGUGACUUCUGUCAGUGUGAACAGUGUAAACACGACGUCACUGUUUACUGUGUUACAGGAAGUGAGAGAGGCAAAACACAAACAAACCGGAAGUGCAUGAGCGGAUGAUGACGUUUCACCUGAGGGCGACUGGAACAGCUGACGAGGAGGAUUUACAUUUAUAUUUAUUUAAUCAGACUGAAUGAAAAGGACGAGAUUUUACACGGAUUGACGUUCUGUAGGUAAAAGCGUAACGCAGGAAUCUUCGCUCACUCGGACGAACGGGUGUCGUGUUCCGUCCCCGAGCUCCUCUGUGCUUUUACAGUAAACCAUGUGAGUGGGUUGUGACUCAGAUGCUGGAGCUGUAGAUGAUUCUGUGGAUCAGGUGUCGGGUCUCACAGUGUGACUGGACGCAGGACGGGGACAUGUGGAGGUGACGCUAAUUAUUUCUCCUGUUACGUGUAGUUUAGUGAGUGGAGCCUCAGUCAGGACAGUCCACACUGCCACACGGGUCACACGGCCACUUUCUGUUACUGCCUCCAUCUUUAUAACCGCCCUAUUAGCCGUCAGACCAUGGCAGAGCCCACGCCAGGCCUCGACAGAGACGUGCGUGAAGAGGAACAGGCGAGCGACAACAACAAAGCUAGUAGUCGAGUAAACGACAAAGAAAAGGCGUCCACCGAGACGCCUCCGUCUCAGACGAGCACGACUUGCUCGGACAGUGAGGACACCGGCGCGGCCACAAGCAGCAGGAGCCUUUCAGAGAGGGAGGAUUCGGAGAUCACAUCAUCUGUGAGCAGCAUUGUAGAUGAAACGCCGUCUCUGUCCACCCUAAACGGCGGCGUGUCCACGGCCUCAGAUGAACCGCAGACAUCUGUGAGGUCGGUGUUGGAGGUGGAGGCGGAUGGAGCGACAUCCUGGAGCGACGAUGUGAUGAGCGUAGAGGCGGCGCAGGCUGCGGUGUCGACGCCCCCUUCUGUACUGCCUUCAGUGCCCUCAUCUGCCCCUCCCUCUGUACAGGAGCACUACUACGUCAAGUGGAUCACGUGGAAAGGGGAAAAGACCCCCAUCAUCACACAGAGUGAAAACGGACCCUGCCCCCUGCUGGCCAUCAUGAACAUCCUCUUCCUCAGGUGGAAGGCGAAGUUACCCCCCCAGACUGAGGUCAUCACCAUCGACGAGCUCAUGGCUCACCUCGGUGAGUGUGUGUUGUCCAUUAAGCCGAGAGAGAAAGCUGAGGACAUGGAGCUCAAUUUUCAGCAGAACAUGAGCGAUGCCAUGGCCGUGCUGCCCAAGUUGUCCACGGGUCUGGACGUAAACGUGCGCUUCACCGGCGUGGCGGAUUUCGAGUACACACCCGAGUGCAUCGUGUUUGAUUUGCUCAACGUUCCUCUGUAUCACGGCUGGCUGUUGGACCCACAGAGCCCAGAGACGGUGUCUGCGGUGGGGAAACUGAGCUACAACCAGCUGGUGGAGAAGAUCAUCAUCUACAAACACUCCACCGACAGCAGCCAAGUGAGCGAAGGUCUGAUAGCGGAGCAGUUUUUGGAGUCGACGGCCACCCAGCUGACGUAUCACGGACUGUGUGAGCUCAACACCACCGCCAAGGAGGGAGAGCUGUGUGUGUUCUUCAGGAACAACCACUUCAGCACCAUGAUCAAGCACAAGGGUUACCUGUACCUGCUGGUGACAGAUCAGGGCUUCCUCCAGGAGGACACCUUGGUGUGGGAGAGUCUCCAUAACGUGGAAGGAGACGGGAAUUUCUGUGACUCAGAAUUCCGACUGUGCCAUCCGGCCCAGAAGAGCACGAGCAGGUCCACGGCACAGCAGCAGCAGAUGCAGAUCGAUCAGGACUACCUGGUGGCCAUGUCCCUGCAGCAGAGUCAGGGUGAAGCUCCUGGACCUUUAAGCGAUCUGGAGUUAGCGACACGGUUACAGCAGGAAGAAUAUCAGCAGCCUCCACAAGCCUCUGGGGAACAGAUGAGAGGAGGACCGGCGUCUCAUCACGGAGGACGGAGACGGCAGGGUGAGAAGAAGGACAGCUCGGAUUGUUCCAUUCUAUAAGUCAGGAAAACACACACACGCACACACACUAAAGUUUAUAUGCAACUGCACCAGAAGACGCCGACGCCACGAAUAAGUCUGAUAUCUCCCUCAUUUUAUCUCCGGCGAAUAUUUCGAAGAUUUAAUUCCCACAAGUGUAGAGGAUCAGCCAAAGUGUGUGUGUAUGUGCGUGUGUGUGUAUGUGUGUUUACCUCUUAAGCUUUGCUGAGUAGCUACCAUGCUAAUGUAGCUAACGUGUUGCGCCAUUAAAGGUCCAGUAGCCAAACAACAUGUUUAUGAGCUCUUAACUGUUUCAUUAAACAAACACAGUGACAAAAAUCAAAUUAUUUUAUAACAUUAAAGAUAAAGGCCGUAACUCCGGUGUCAUGUUACAUGUGAUUCUGAUUCAUAUUCAGAUCCGUUACAUGCAGCCAUGAUUCAGAUCUGUUACUGAUUCCAGUUCAGUUAAGAUUCCGAUUCGGUCCGAUUCACACACUGUGAUUUAAUGUUCCACAAUCUGAACAUAUUAAAUUCCCCCCAGUUUGAUGCAGUAAUUAUGAGUUGAUGCUAUCGAAGGGCUUUCUGUGGCACCUGAUUGUGACCCCGAGUCUUAAUCAUUUAUCUGUGUUGUAUUUAACAUGUUAAGAAUAUAUUAUUACGGUAAAUUUAACCUUAACACUGUCGGGUCAGCAGCAUCUGUCACUGUGUACAGAAAAAUACUUUAUUAUUAAAGAUUUUAAUGAAAAAAA
This is a messenger RNA of Tachysurus vachellii, 2813 nucleotides long. RefSeq names its product MINDY lysine 48 deubiquitinase 1 (gene mindy1). The record is from RefSeq and is a predicted model, not a curated record. Gene Ontology annotation, biological process: protein K48-linked deubiquitination. Lineage: Eukaryota; Metazoa; Chordata; Actinopteri; Siluriformes; Bagridae. The transcript is spliced from 10 exons. Gene Ontology annotation, cellular component: cell periphery; cytosol. The coding region runs from base 595 to 2085 and encodes 496 amino acids. Gene Ontology annotation, molecular function: K48-linked deubiquitinase activity; cysteine-type deubiquitinase activity; cysteine-type carboxypeptidase activity.